GGAUCUCUGAAGCCUUUGGCCAACUUGCCAAGCGAGCCAACGCGCAACUUUCAUUGAAAAAAAUCUUUUUCAUUUCGUUCUUUCUGCUUCCUAUCUGCUACGCCCCUCUGUGUGUUUCUUGCUAUUCUCCAACUUGAAACCCAGCGACAUGGCGCUGCGCGCAACACCUCCCCCAAGCAGCGGCAACCUGACCGAGCACGUCUAUCAGACUAGCGCCCCAGACGAAGCUUUCACGUCGACCUCCAAGAGCACUUUCCGCGGAACCGCCGAGCGCCGCCCAGAUGCCCGUCCAACAAGCAACACCCGACACAACAAUCCCCAGUCAAAGUCUUUCAAGUCUCAAAUGCUUCCCUCGGGCGAAGUCAUCAACGUCUCCGUUCGUACCGACGUAGACGGCCAUGGCGGUGUGGCAUUGGGUGCUGCUGGUGCCAGCGAGCCCGCGUCUUCGUUUGACAUGGAUUCUACUUUUCGGUCAUCUUUCAAAAAGCCCACCGUGGAACCUUGGCAGCAAAGUACCACCUCUCGCUUUGGCAUGAGCCAGCAACCCUGGGCUUCCACGCACCGUCGUGCCGUCGGCAUUGUACCGUCAGCCAAUCCUACCCAGCUGGAUGCCACCGCCACCACCACCACCACCAAUACCGAUGCUUAUGCCACCGGUACCCAGUUCCACAGCCGCUUCUCCGCCACCAGCAGUCGUCGGGCCCCAACGUCCGUGGACGAGGAAGCCCUUGAGGUACUGCGCUCAGUCGUCAAGGAAGAUGCCAUGCCCGCCGUCGAGUCUUGGCUCCGCUCCGCUCCCGGCUUUGAAGGAGAGGUCGUCAAGCGCAUGAUGACCUCGGUCUCCCGCGCUGUCACCCCGGCCAGCGUGGACUCGGGCCUCGCCGAUCCGUUUCCUGCCAGUGGUGAUCGAGCGGCUACCCCAGACAUGGCCGCCGUCUCCAAAUGGGGUGGGCCCGUUUCUAACAUUGUCUAAAGCAGCAAACAAUGCAUGAUGCUGCCCACGUUUGCUGGUUACAUCUUUCUCCCGCCCAAUUGGCGUCCCGAGACCCCUCGACCAAGUUUGAGCGUUUGUCGUUGUGCUUUCCCCGUACUGUUGCCUUCCUGGCCCCCGCUCUCGCUCGUGUUUCCGUGUCACAUCACGGACACGUCCGUUGUGCCUGCUACAAGAAUAUCAAACCCCAAAAAGCAAAACUCAAAAAAAGAUUUUUUUGUUGUCGCAUCAGGCGAGAAAAAUCCGACCCAUCAUGGAUUGGUGGUGGUGAUGCCUGAACGCGUUCCAUAUUGAUGUUUCUCUCUGCUUUUCCUCGGUCGACCUCUCGCGUGUAAUGGACCCCUACCCUGUCUUUUCCGUUCCGUGUGUGUGUUGUCUUUUUCCUUCAGCAAUCGAUUCCCCUUUUUCCUG
Messenger RNA from Monosiga brevicollis MX1, 1402 nucleotides. RefSeq lists its product as uncharacterized. NCBI's taxonomy places the organism in Eukaryota, Choanoflagellata, Craspedida, Salpingoecidae. The record is from RefSeq and is a predicted model, not a curated record. The transcript is spliced from 2 exons. Bases 149 to 973 code for a protein of 274 amino acids.